GAUGCGCGGUUGUUAUGAUUUUUUAUUAUUGCAUACAAACAUUGAAAAGUAAAAUCGAGAUAUUCAUACUACAGAGCCAUCGUUGUAUUCGCCGGUGAAAUUAAAGUCGUUAUAGUAUUUUUACCGUUUUUUUAUUUUCGGAUGCCUUAUUUCUUUUGAGCAAUUUCAUAACUGGACAUGUGUGCGCGCCAAUGCUUUUAAGACACAGCAGCUACAGUGUAAUAUAAAGACGUGCGUGUGAGUGUGUUUUGUGUGCGCCUGCGCAUCGAGUAUGCCUGGCGAGUGAGCAGCGCUGGUCGCAAGCAAGGCGAUCAAGACAUCAAACAGUCUAGCAAUACCGCUAAAGUGACCCAAUUCAUAUGCAUGCAUACUCACAUGGAUAUACAAAUAUAUAUAUUUAUAGGCAUAAAUGCUUACAGAUUUGAUAUAAAAUUGUAAAAUAUGCCGCAUUUAUCUUUCUUUUAUGCGUAUUUUCAUUAAUAUGCACAAAGAAACCAGAUACUGGAAAAACUGUGAUUUCUUUUCUUUAAAAUUAACGGAGGUUGUGCGGUGCAUAAAUAACUUGUAAACAUUCAAAUAAUAAUACGCGCCCAUUCGAAGUACUGUUAUCAAGCGCCUGAGUCCAAAUCUACGUUAAAUUGAUUGUUUUGUCGAUUGUCAUCGAGCAUUGACAACAGCAACAGCAGUUGUACCUGUAGAAAAUUAUUGGCUUGACAUAAAUCCCCGAUGGAUUGGCCACGGAGGAGUUAUGCGUUAGCAUUGCUGACUCUCUUACCGUUCGUACACUGUUGGAGUACAACAACAUUGGGUGGCGCUGGUGGUCAAGCAAAUGUUGUUGGCGCGGGCGCUGGUGCUGGUGCAAUAGGAGCUGGAAAUACCGGUGCCACCACAGCAAGAGCACAGAGCACAAAUGAAGUCUCGCCAUAUAUAGAUUUGGUGCUAUGCCCAAUGAGAGAACAGCCAUGGGGUUGUGCGCGGCAAAAAUCAGCACGGAUUUUGGAUUUGUGGGAUAAUGACUUGCAAAUGCAGUGGCAGAAAUUAAAAGUGGAAGCCGAUCGUCAAUUAAAUGCCACCAUUGAGAAGCGUGGCUAUAGUGCAUCUGAGGUACUCACCAGAGAAAAACCGUCCACGAUAUUAAAGAAGAUCGAAAUCGGUACCAGUUAUAUGAAGAAAUAUUUAGCUGAAACUAUGGAUGGUUUUCUUGGACGUGAAUAUGACUAUGUGCAGACGGAUCCAAAGCAAAAUUUGGUCACCACUGAUGAAGAUGAUGAUGAUAAUAAUGAGGAAGAGGAGGACAGUGACACAGAAUAUGAGGAGGAUGAUGAUGAAGAAGGUAAUGAAACUGAUGCAGAGUCAGAAACUGUGCAGCAGGGAGAGGAAGAUUACACGGAUCGUGAUGAGGUUGCCAGCCAACACAUAGCCAGCUUGCAGGGUCGACCUGCUGCUGUGAAUGGCCAACUGGAUCACAGUGAAGUGCCACUCUUAAUUGGCACAGCACCGGCUGAAGCCAAUCAUGAUGCAUCCGCUGGUGUAGAAUUUAUCGAAAUCGAAGACAAUGAGAAUGCGCCAACGGGUCAGUUGAAGAAACCAGGCGGCGGUGGUAGUAAAAAGAAGCGAAAAAAUAAGAAAAAGAAAAAACCUGAAACGCUGUUAGUAGUACAACCGGCAGAACUGGAAUUGCAUGGCCAUGGUGGUCAUCAUGGUUGGGAUGUACAUGGCCAUGGUGGUCAACAUGAUGAAGUUGUGGAGUGGGUGCCUGUAACGCAGGGUCACAGUAAGCCAUCGAAGAAACAAAAGCGCAAGAAAAAGAAGAAGCACCAGCAUGCGGACGACAGCGUAUCUGUUGUGGUCGAACAAGAGCCAUCAGACCAUUUGGGUUUGGGCCUGCUGGAAGAGUUGGCGGAUGCGGUCGAUGUAGUGGAUUUGGAUGAGGGACACAAGCGCAAACAUAAGAAACCACAUAAAUAUGGUAGAAGCGUUGGAGUGACACGUGGCAAGAAGAAGAAGAAGAAGAAGGCACUUGCCAAACUGGUGUUGUUGGGGUCAUUUCUCAAAGCGAAAAUCGAGCUGCUACUGAAAAUUUUAGGCGCCCACUUACAAAUCAAAUUCUUCGCAAUUGCACUCAUUGGUCUGCUGAUAAAUAUUGCACGAUUUUGGAUUGAUGUAAAACGUGGUGGUACGCCACAAAAGGUUGUCUAUGUUGAACAUGCACACCAUCAGCACCACUACGAUGAGCAUAACGAAGACUGGGGUGGCGAAUCGGGUGGCAGCUACUGGAAGCGUUCACUACAAACUGAUCCAUCAUUGGAAGAGGCUGCGACGGAUAGCUAUCAGCCUGUGCCGCAAAAUCAAGAUCCACACUUUAUGGCCUACGGUAGACAAUGGCAAUGA
This is a messenger RNA of Anastrepha obliqua, 2391 nucleotides long. RefSeq lists its product as uncharacterized. The coding region runs from base 727 to 2391 and encodes 554 amino acids. The record is from RefSeq and is a predicted model, not a curated record. The transcript is spliced from 6 exons. Lineage: Eukaryota; Metazoa; Arthropoda; Insecta; Diptera; Tephritidae.